Messenger RNA from Parnassius mnemosyne (clouded apollo), 1866 nucleotides. NCBI's taxonomy places the organism in Eukaryota, Metazoa, Arthropoda, Insecta, Lepidoptera, Papilionidae. The record is from the annotation of a GenBank genome assembly.
GUGAUCCUUUUAGUAAAUGUAACUAGAUGUUGUGGUUGAUGUCAUCUGUUUAAUGUUUUGUACAGUAUUCGUGGUUGUUAGUGCUAGAUUGGUCGGUAGCUGCCCUAAAAGGGCUCUGUAAAAGAAUUAAAGGCGAUACGUAAUUUUCCAGAUACGAAAGCUACCAGUGCGGGACAUGCGAGCACUGAUUUUCUUUCAUCAGAUGAAUCACCUAACACGGACUAACAAAAAUAUCAAGGACUAAUAUAUAUUUGAAAGUUAUUUUUCUACUAACAAUAUAAUAAACACGAUUUUGCCAGUGUUGAUAGGGAUAUUUUGAGAAGGGGGUUAAUGGUUUUUUAUGUUUUUGUUUUGGUUUUAUCAGGACAAGCUAAGUGGAGUAUGAAUGGUUACACUGGGGACAAAAUUAAUUGCCAUGGUGAUAAGAUUAAUGGGCAUGGAGGGGAUAAAAUACAUGGACCUGGUGAAAAAGACAAUGGUUAUGAUGGCAAAAUGAAUGGCCACCAUAAGAAGAAUGCACACGGCCCAGUCUCUAAUAGAAUCAUGGUGAAUGGCGAAGCUCAUGAUGCAGAGCUUAAAAAAUUCAAAAACCAUGGCGUAGAUUUGCAGACACCAAAGAUUCCCAAGAAGGUUGCACUUAAGACCUAAUCUAAUGCUAUACAUAAUUGUGUUUUAGAAUUUAAAUUUCACUUUAUAAUAUUUCGAUAAACACCAAAUGGUAAUACUAUUUUAGCUAAGGUUAACUGAAAGUGUAAAAUCCUAUCUGCUCAUUAACUAUUUUAUUACUGGCAUGACAAAUACAAACAAAUCUAUUUUUAUAGUAUUUCUUUAAUAUAUAAAGCAACAAUAUAACUAAACAUCUGCACCAUGAAACUGUAUAUAUAAUAUAUUUAAAUAAACAACUACUAGAUUGUAUUGUUUGUGCCUUUACCACAGUAUUGUAUAUUCGAAAAAAAUUCACAUUUGACAUAGUACUUAAUAUUAGAUGCAUUAUUAAAUUAAUUAUUACUGCAUCAAAUAUAGCUAUACAUAAUUAUCCUGAUUAGUACCAACUUUUUCGUAUAUUCAAAUUAUUAGAAAUAUCUUAAAUGAAGUUUUGUUUUUAAAAUAUAUUUAUUGUUACUUAAAUAAAGACAAAGAUGAAGAGAAUAGAUGUGAAAAUUUGAAUAUCUUGAUAUUGUAGCGUCAUUGUCAGUAGUUCCUUGACAUUUAACUUUGUAAGAUGUAGUGGAUUAAAUAUAUUUAUUGUAGAACAUGUCAUCUUAAGUGUGUAAUAAACAUGACGCAUGAAAUUAUACAAUGUCUGAAAAAGAAAUCAAUUGACAUGAUGUGUAUGAACUACUUAUUUAAUUUUACGCUACAUAGAUUUUAACGUUUUUAAAUUAUGUAUUUUUUGGUAGUUAUAAAUUCGCAACAAUAGUGACACGAAGUAUUUCACUACAGUAUUGAUGUGUACUACUUCAAUGACAUUUCUUCAUGCAUAGACCGCGUUGGGAAAAGCAAUCAUAAACAUUGUAAUGGCUGUGCUGUAAUAUAAUGUAAUUAUAACAUCAAAUGUUUUAAUUAUACAAACUGUCAGAAACAUUUUUCAUUGGUGAUAUAUAUCUUUAUAUUACAUUGCAUGUAAAUAAUGAUAUACAAUACAAUGUUUUUAUGUAUUGAAUAUUUUAUUGUGAUUACAAAUCAAUUUUAAAAUUACACAGAAUUUUAAACAUCGUCUAAAUUAUAUUACAAAAAAUAUAUAUACAAUGCUGAAUAACCAAGACCUUUGUAAGUUUCUUCAACGAUGUUGUGAUAUAAAGGUCUCAAAAAUGAGUGUAAUGAAUUCCUUGGCAUCGUUUCCUAAUAAAGAAAACGUUUAAUUAC